Messenger RNA from Rhizophagus irregularis DAOM 181602=DAOM 197198, 2425 nucleotides. RefSeq lists its product as uncharacterized. Gene Ontology annotation, cellular component: Golgi membrane. Gene Ontology annotation, biological process: protein palmitoylation. The record is from RefSeq and is a predicted model, not a curated record. NCBI's taxonomy places the organism in Eukaryota, Fungi, Glomeromycota, Glomeromycetes, Glomerales, Glomeraceae. Gene Ontology annotation, molecular function: palmitoyltransferase activity; protein binding.
CUCCUUCAAAAAUACAGGACGACGAUUCUGAACGUAAUAAUGGAACCGAAGAUACCGGAAAAGAUCUUUCAGGAAAAUCGAAUGUACCUGGUAGUCUUAGUGCCUCUACUGCAAAAGCUACUGUCGCUGUUAGUACAGACCACAAAACGGAUAGUCAUAUAACUGCGUUUCCUGACGGCGAUCAUUUUUCAGGAAUGACAAUUCAUCAAGCAGCACAACAAGGGAAUUUACAUGUUUUGAAAAGCUUAAUUGAGAAUGGAUAUGCCGAGGUUACAGAUAGUGAUUCGCAAAAUGUAACGGCUUUACAUUGGGCUGCUAUCAAUAACCAUGUAAUAGUAGCGAAAUAUUUGAUCGAAAAUGGAGCUGAAGUUAAUGCUUUUGGUGGUGAAUUAGUUGCUACUCCUUUGCAUUGGGCGGCAAGAAAUGGGCAUCUUCCAAUUGUGACCUUGUUGAUCAAUCACGGAGCUGAUCCAAACUUACGAGACUCUCAAGGAUUUAAUGGGCUUCAUCUCGCGACCCAUUCCUCCAAUACUAUGCUAGUUUUAUACCUAAUAUAUCAGGAUAUGGACAUUGAUACACCUGAUACGCUUCAACACACUCCUUUGAUGUGGGCAGCAUAUCAAGGAGAUCAACUAACACUGGAUUUAUUAAUAAGACUCGGUGCUUCAGUCACAAAAGUUGAUACUACAAGUUUUACUCCUUUACAUUGGGCUGUUACUAAGGGAAAUCAUAUGUGUUUAAGAAAAUUAAUAGAAGCUGGCGCUGAUAUAGACGCAAAAGAGAAUAAUGGGAAAACUCCCGCAGAUCUUGCUCAGGAAAUGAGUUCUGAAAAAAUUUGGCAUAGAGCUUUAAGUGAAUCAGGAAGAACAAAGUCUGGGAAAAGAGGAUCAUAUUUAUUUGGUCGACAAGCAACACACGCGAUUAUAUAUUCCAUUCCAUUCUUUGUUCUUUUUUUGGCAUUUCAAACAUUAGCUCGAUAUCCAUGGUUUAUCGGAUUACCUUUAGCAAUAGGUGAAUUUGUUGUGUUCCACAUAUUAAUAGUAAAGGUUCUCAUAAAAGCGCAAGUGCCGGAUGCAAUGAUGAGAACUCCCUAUUUCACGAGCAUAUUUCAAGCAAGUGCGUUUUGGGUUGGUGUAACUUGGCUUUUCAGGAUUUUACUCGUUACAUCUUAUUCACUUGUGGCAAAUAUUGUAUUUAUUAGUUCCUAUGUUGUUGCGUUGUACUCUUUUUAUACGGCCGUAUUGGCAGAUCCAGGGUUUGUUCCAAAAUUGACAUCUCGGGAAGAACAAAAAGAGUUGGUAAUUUGCCUUGCGAACAAAGGAAUGUUAGACGCAAGACAUUUAUGUAUUACAUGCUUGAUUAAGAAACCUCUUCGAUCUAAGCAUUGUAAAAUAUGUGAUAGAUGUGUAGCACGAUUUGACCAUCACUGUCCAUGGAUAUAUAAUUGUAUUGGAGUGAGAAACCAUCGUGCUUUUAUGAUCUUCCUUAUAAUGAUGAUUGUAUCGAUUAUCAGCUAUGAAUAUCUUUGUAUUCGAUACCUUUUGGAUGCAGCACCUACAUAUUUUCCAAAACCAUCUGAACCAUGCUUGUUAAAUGACAUGUUAUGUGGAUUUUUCCAAUAUGAUACAUGGACUAUGUCAUUAGGUAUUUGGGCAGCACUACAACUUACAUGGACCAUUGGAUUGAUUUGUAUGCAGGCUUAUCAGAUUGCUUCAGCAAAAACCACCAAUGAAAUGGCAAAUUUCCAUCGAUAUUCAUAUUUUGGAAAUCGAAAUGGUGGAAAUGUUCGUGAGCAAAUUUUGGCUACGCUCGUUGCAGGGCCUGGAGCAAGUGGUGCUGCACAAGUAGGUGAUAAUGGUGGAGAUGAUUUGACAGCUACUGAAGAUGGAAUGGAUGGAGGAUUUGGAGAUCAUGCUCAAGAACAUCAUAAUUAUCAUGAACAUAGUAGAAUUUUAAGAUUAUUUGGUGGAAAUGGUAAAAGGCGUUCUCAUCAUCAUGCCAGUCACAAUUCCGAUGGAAAUCCAUUCGAUUUUGGAUGCUGGAAUAAUUGUGUAGACUUUUGGUCACAGGGUCAAGGUGGUAUGCUACAAAAUGUCAAUUGGUAUGGACUUUUUGAUGUUCCUCUUGUUGAACGAAGGACUAAUAUGACUUCAAGAAGAACAACUGGUGGAUACAUGGCCGUAAGAGAUGAUGAAGAAAUUGUAUAGAAUUUGAUUUGAUAAUUAUAUUUAAGAAUUAUUUUGUGCCACUAUUAGUACCAUUUUUAAUCAAAAAAUUAUACAUUGUAUCUUUAAAUAUCUUUAGACAGUUGGGAGGUUAAUAAAAAUUGGUCCAUAGAAUAGAUUUCUUGGAACAUAUUAAUUAUUUUAAUAGUUGAAUUUAAGGUUUAUUAAUUAUAAUUAUUAUUUAUUAACAGAUUUUUAAG